UCGGUUCUCACUCGGAUCUGUUCGGCUCCUCCAACAGGAGAGACGGAGAGCCGCUGCAAGUCCGGCGCACGCGCUCAAGCCUCUUGCUGCUCUUAGGGCCGCGCUUUGCCUUGGGUUUUCACUUCCUUCUCUUCCGAGCUGUAUCCGGGUCGUUGCUUUCUCUAUUGUCUCAGGCAAUCGACCUCGGACUGUGCAAAUUCAUUUCUGGGUCUUUUGUUUCUUCUGGUGCAGGCUAAUAAAGUUUUUCUUUCUUUUAUUUUUUUCUAACAGUUUUAACGGAGGAAAUUAACUCCCCCAGAGCUGCCGGGGCCUAAGGGAGCCUCUGGCAGGGGAGCGCCGUGGGAAGGGGCGCGAGCAGCCGGGGCCGGUUCGGCGAGGACUAGGGGGCGGGGUGGGGGGGCGGGAGGGGCUGCUCUUGAGGCGCCCGGGUCCGGUCGGCGGCGGUGCCGCCGAUUUUAAGUAGCAUCUUUCGGAUUUGUUCCCGCGGUAUCAGUCCAGACCUCAGCGCUGCCUAGGCUCUCGCAGCCUCUCCCUAGGUCUCCUCCAAACGACCACCUCACGGAUUCCUUAUGGAUCGCAGCUCCAAGAGGAGGCAGGUGAAGCCUUUGGCAGCUUCUCUGCUAGAAGCUCUCGAUUAUGAUAGUUCAGAUGACAGUGAUUUUAAAGUUGGAGAUGCCUCAGAUUCUGAAGGGAGUGGUAAUGGAAGUGAAGAUCCUUCAAAGGACAGUGGAGAAGGUUCCUGUAGUGAUUCUGAAGAAAAUAUUUUAGAAGAAGAACUGAAUGAAGAUAUUAAAGUAAAAGAGGAACAACUUAAAAAUUCUGCAGAGGAAGAAAUACUGUCAUCAGAAAAACAGUUAAUUAAAAUGGAAAAGAAGGAAGAGGAAGAAAAUGGAGAAAGACCUAGAAAGAAAAAGGAGAAAGAGAAAGAAAAGGAAAAAGAGAAGGAGAAAGAAAAGGAGAAAGAGAAGGAGAGAGAGGAUAAAGAAAAAGCAACAGUAUCUGAUAAUGUGGCUGCUUCUGCUGCUGCCACCGCACCAGCCACAAGUCCUGCUGUUAACACAUCUCCUUCAGUCCCCACUGCAGCAACCACUACAGAGGAGCAAGUCAGUGAGCCAAAAAAGUGGAACCUUCGUCGAAAUCGACCACUUUUGGAUUUUGUUUCCAUGGAAGAGCUGAAUGAUAUGGAUGACUAUGACAGCGAAGAUGACAAUGAUUGGCGACCUACUGUAGUAAAGAGAAAGGGGAGAUCUGCAUCUCAGAAAGAAGGAAGUGAUGGAGACAAUGAAGAUGAUGAAGAUGAGGGAAGUGUGAGUGACGAGGAUGAGAAUGAUGAAGGCAAUGAUGAAGAUCAUAGUAGCCCUGCCAGUGAAGGGGGUUGCAAGAAGAAGAAGAGUAAAGUUCUUAGCAGAAACAGUGCUGAUGAUGAGGAACUGACCAAUGAUAGCCUGACACUAUCUCAAAGCAAGAGUAAUGAGGACUCGCUGAUUCUUGAGAAGAGUCAAAACUGGAGUUCUCAAAAAAUGGACCACAUUCUGAUUUGCUGUGUUUGUCUUGGAGAUAAUAGCGAGGAUGCUGAUGAAAUAAUUCAGUGUGACAAUUGUGGCAUUACAGUCCAUGAAGGUUGCUAUGGAGUUGAUGGAGAGAGUGACUCUAUUAUGAGUUCAGCUUCUGAAAACUCCACGGAACCUUGGUUUUGUGAUGCCUGUAAAUGUGGUGUUUCCCCUAGCUGUGAACUGUGUCCUAAUCAGGAUGGAAUUUUCAAGGAGACAGAUGCUGGAAGAUGGGUUCACAUUGUAUGUGCCCUAUAUGUUCCUGGAGUAGCCUUUGGAGAUAUUGACAAAUUACGACCAGUAACACUAACAGAAAUGAACUAUUCCAAAUAUGGUGCCAAGGAGUGUAGCUUCUGUGAAGACCCUCGUUUUGCUAGAACUGGAGUUUGUAUUAGCUGCGAUGCAGGGAUGUGCAGAGCCUAUUUCCAUGUGACCUGUGCCCAGAAGGAAGGUCUGCUUUCAGAGGCAGCAGCAGAAGAGGAUAUAGCAGAUCCAUUUUUUGCUUAUUGUAAGCAGCAUGCAGAUAGGUUAGACAGAAAAUGGAAGAGAAAAAACUAUUUGGCUCUACAAUCCUAUUGUAAAAUGUCUUUGCAAGAGAGGGAGAAGCAACUGUCACCAGAAGCACAGGCAAGAAUCAAUGCCCGGCUUCAGCAGUAUCGUGCCAAAGCAGAACUAGCUCGAUCUACCAGACCUCAGGCCUGGGUUCCAAGGGAAAAAUUGCCCAGACCACUCACUAGCAGUGCUUCAGCCAUUCGUAAGCUGAUGCGGAAAGCAGAGCUAAUGGGGAUCAGUACUGAUAUCUUUCCAGUGGACAAUUCAGAUACUAGUUCUAGUGUGGACGGAAGGAGAAAGCAUAAGCAACCUGCUCUCACUGCUGAUUUUGUGAAUUAUUACUUUGAGAGAAAUAUGCGCAUGAUUCAAAUUCAGGAAAAUAUGGCUGAACAAAAGAAUAUAAAGGAUAAAUUAGAGAAUGAACAGGAAAAACUUCAUGUGGAAUAUAAUAAGCUAUGUGAAUCUUUAGAAGAACUGCAGAAUCUGAAUGGAAAACUUCGAAGCGAAGGGCAAGGAAUAUGGGCCUUACUAGGCAGAAUCACAGGGCAGAAGUUGAACAUACCGGCAAUUUUGCGAGCACCCAAGGAGAGAAAGCCAAGUAAAAAAGAAGGAGGCGCACAAAAGACAUCUAUCCUUCCUGCAGUACUUUAUAGUUGUGGAAUUUGUAAGAAGAACCACGAUCAGCAUCUUCUUUUAUUGUGUGAUACCUGUAAACUUCAUUACCACCUUGGAUGUCUGGACCCUCCUCUUACGAGGAUGCCAAGAAAGACCAAGAACAGUUACUGGCAGUGUUCAGAAUGUGACCAGGCAGGGAGCAGUGACAUGGAAGCAGACAUGGCCAUGGAAACCUUACCAGAUGGGACCAAACGAUCAAGGAGGCAGAUUAAGGAACCAGUGAAAUUUGUUCCACAGGAUAUGCCUCCAGAACCCAAGAAGAUUCCAAUAAGAAACACGAGAACCAGAGGACGAAAGCGAAGUUUCAUUCCUGAAGAAGAAAAACAUGAGGAAAGAAUUCCUAGAGAGAGAAGGCAGAGGCAGUCUGUAUUACAAAAGAAGCCUAAGGCUGAAGAUUUACGAACUGAAUGUGCAACUUGCAAGGGAACUGGAGACAAUGAAAAUCUUGUCAGAUACCCUUCAUGAGACCCAACUCUGCCACAGCUCAUCCUCGGAGGCAAUCCUGGAAACCUCUUUUAUAAGUGUGAUUUUAAAAAUGUGGAUAACACUCUCAAUAGAGUACAUAAAGUAAAGGAGAACAGCUAUCUUGUCCUUCCCAUAAGCUUAUCACUGCAAAAAGUUGCCUUUGCUUGUCAGGUUUGGAUAGAAUGUAAUUGAUUGGUUUGUUGCUUGGACUGACAAGGCAGUUAAUUUGCCUGUGUGGAUUUUUUUCUAUAUUUUUCUUCUUCUUCGUUUUUUUUUUUUUCCUUGCACUAAUCAGAAACAUUUGAUAUGUGCAUUGUUGAAUAAUGGUAGAUAAUGUCUUGUCAGAAUUGUCCUAUUAAGUAAUGUCUUUCCCUCUUGCUUCUUUGGCAAAUGAUGAUAUGCAGUGUUUGGACUUACUGAAGAGUUUUGGAAGCCUGUGGGACUUAAAUGCAAUGUGCUACUCAUUGUUGUUGAACAAUACCAGUAACAAACAAGAAAGACAAUGCAUUCCACUAGUCUGCUAUUCUAUUUCAUCCAAUUUAAAACAUAUAUUCAUAUGUGAAAUAUUACAUUGGGAAACAACUAUAGACUCUUAUUUAAUGGUUAUUCCUAUUUAUAAUAUUCAGCAAAAGUGAAAAACUUGUGAAGCAUAUGCCAUUCUAGUUUUGGCUCAUUAGUCCUAGUGUGAAAGCACUAAUAUUAUUAGCAUGAAACUUUUACAACUUCAAAUUUUAAUUUCAUUAGUAAAAUAUAUCUGUGUUGAUCUCUAGAUAUUUUUUAGUAAUACCCAAUUUUAUUCAGUCUUCAUUGAUUUAAUACGAACUUUCUGUGUUCGAUAUAAUUUUAUUUUUCGUGACCUUAAAUUUGAGGUUAUGAAAUAAGGAGGGAGAUUCAAAGCUUGAUGACUAUACAACAUGCCAACUGAAAGAUCUUCAUCAACAUCUAUAUUUUUCCAGAGGUUUACAGAAUUAAAAUUUGAUCUUCAAGUUUUAAUGAUCCAGUUUUAAAUCAACGACAGAAAUAUGUUGAAUAUUCCAUCACUCCAUCUUGAACUGAUUUAGAAGAGACUCUUGGCUGAAAUUGAAAUGUACAUAUACAUGUAAUUGUUAACUUGUUUCUUGAAAUUUCCUGAUUUAGAAAUGUGGUUUGGACUUCUUUUCAGGUAUAGUGGCAAUUGAAAAUAGUUUAAACUUUAGGAAUAGAAUAGGCGAUGUUUAGAUAAGCAAAAGCAAGUGCAAGUAUGAAAUUGCUGUAUGCCAGUAAUCUGUAGUUACAGUAAGGAACUUUAUUAUUGGAUAAGAUGUUUAAUAAAAGAAAUAUGUAUAUACAAUAUGUAUAAACUGAGAUUAUUAACGUAUCAAAAGAUCUUUUAACAUUGGAGGAAAAUUAUUAAUAAAUAGCAUGUAGCAAAACCAGUAGGCAUUUUUUUUUUCUGGAAUAAGGACUCAUUAUCUCUACGUAAGCUGAAGAGAAAGUUGAUAAUUAUUACUGUUGCUUAAUUGUAAUAGAUAAUAAGUAAAAUGACAGAUUGCCAUUUCCUUAAAAGAAUAUGCAAAUGUUCCUCACCCUCCUUUGAUAUAUGGUAAGAAAUUACUAGUGGGUCAUUUUAUUUUAGAUUUUUUGAGAAACCAUUAAGCCUUGUGGUUUUGGUGUCACUAUUCAAAAUCCUUUCCACCUGGUUUUAAUUAGAAUACUACAUAAUCAUCAUUCUCUAUCUUAAAAUCUUCAGUGGUAGAUAUGCUAUUCCAUAUUUGUUGCUAACCCUAAAAUCUUUGUCACACAUCACAAAUACAAAUCUCAUAAUUCAUAAGAUCAUUGGUACUGCAAACAUGUAAGAGAACUUUUAAAGGGAGUAGAAUUAAACAUUUUCUCCUCAUAAUCUCCCGAGUGCUCUCAUAUUUCCACAGUAUAUAAUUAACUCGUUUCCAUGAUUGGUCCAAUUUCUAUUCAAAGGAGAUAUUAAUGUGCCCUUAAAAAAAUAGGUACAAAAUGAUACAUAUUUCACAGAUGUGUGAAAUCGGUAGGUUAGGUAAAUGAUGGCUAUUUCUCACAAAGUAGAGAGAGGAAAAAUACACUAAUUCUAUCAGGAAGGAAAUUAAAUGAUUCGGAAGUACAGGAAGAAUGACAUAGUAGUAUAUAGUGGUGAUUCUCAAACUUUAUAGUGCAUCAGAGUCACAGGAAGGAUUUGUUAAAACACAAAUUGCUGUCCAUUCCAUCUUUUUAUUAUCCUCUUCCCUACCUUACUCCUCCUGUCUCCCUCCAGUUUCUGAUUCAGUAGGUCUGGGAUGAGGCUUGAAAAUUUGCAUUUUUAACAAGUUCCUGAGUGAUACUGAUGGCCAGGGACCACCACUUUAAGAACCAUUUGUAUAUAAUAGUUUUUAAAAGAAUCAUUGUGUUGUGGUUACAUAAUUGAUAGAAGAUGGCAUUAAUGUCUUUAAAAGAGCCCUUAAGUUUUCCAAAAAUAUUUGUUUCUAGAUAAGUUUAUAGGAGCUGUAUCUAUAACAUACACUGUCUUUCUUUUUACAAAUUCAUUUAAGCAAUUUUUUUUUACUUUUUAAGUUUUUAAUUUUAAUUAUUAUAGGGACAACACUAUUUUAUGUAACUAAUUUAUGAAAUUAGUCAAAGAACAUAGCCUUUGUACAUAAUUCACUACUUCGUUUAUUUAAAAAAAGGUUGGAAAUUCGGGUUAUGUUUGAAUAUGCAAGGGUUAGCUUUAACCUUUAUCCAUCUUUAGUUUAGAAAGGAUAUUUAUGUAUCACUUACAUACCAUCAUUAUUCAUGUAUUGCUUGAUGUUUAUCUGAUUUUACACUGAUGAUAUUAAAAAUAGAUUAGUGACCAAUAAA
This is a messenger RNA of Mustela erminea (ermine), 6086 nucleotides long. RefSeq names its product PHD finger protein 14 (gene PHF14). The record is from RefSeq and is a predicted model, not a curated record. The coding region runs from base 570 to 3242 and encodes 890 amino acids. The transcript is spliced from 17 exons. NCBI's taxonomy places the organism in Eukaryota, Metazoa, Chordata, Mammalia, Carnivora, Mustelidae. Gene Ontology annotation, biological process: regulation of transcription by RNA polymerase II.